This is a messenger RNA of Rangifer tarandus platyrhynchus (Svalbard reindeer), 684 nucleotides long. The record is from the annotation of a GenBank genome assembly. Lineage: Eukaryota; Metazoa; Chordata; Mammalia; Artiodactyla; Cervidae.
AUGGAGGCCAGCGUGGUGAUGGUGGUGGUGGAGCCGGUGACCUUCAUGAGGCUGCGGAGCGGGCUGACAGCACAGAACAAAGCUGCCUUCUCGGGGCUGCGGCCCGCACUCCUCCUGCUGCCUGGCCUUCUCCAGGCCCUCCAGGCGUGUCCCUGCCCUGCCCUGGCCCCCCCUCACAUCCUGCCGGGGCAUAGCGCUGUUCUGCAGGCCUGGUCCCAGCAUGCAGACCUGGCUCCGGGCUUCCUCACGGACCCUGCGUGCCGGGCUGUCCUGAUUGAUUGGUCGGCCAGAGCCAGCUGGGCACGUGCGGCCAGCCUGGACACCCCAAGGGGCCACGUGCUCUCCCAGAGCCUGGGAUUAAGCACCGAGAAAGACGGGGGACCCCUGGGCUGGCCGGAGGGGGUGGGGCCCCAGGCUGCCUGUCUCCCCGCUGCCGUCCUGGGCCUGAAGUUGGAUCUGGAGCUGGAGAGCUUUGGCCUGGGAGCUGGGGGGCAGGCAGGGGAGAUGAUGGGACCCCAGGUCUCGGACUCUGGGCUAAGCCGUGGCUGGGGAGAGGCAAACGGCAGCCCCAAUGCCCAGCGGCUGGCGGACGCCAGGCAGUUACAGAGUGCAGAGGGCCCCCUGUGCGGCCUUCAAGGCCCCCUCCAGGCCCCGGUCCCUCCCGCCCAUCACCAGGGAGAUUAG